Choloepus didactylus (southern two-toed sloth) is the source of this 2258-nucleotide messenger RNA. Its product is annotated as lebercilin-like. Gene Ontology annotation, cellular component: axoneme. The transcript has a single exon. Gene Ontology annotation, biological process: intraciliary transport. The record is from RefSeq and is a predicted model, not a curated record. Lineage: Eukaryota; Metazoa; Chordata; Mammalia; Pilosa; Megalonychidae.
AAAGUAUAUCUUGUGGUUGCCGUUGUGAAUGUUGGACUGCUGGAUAUGUGGAGAAAACAAAUUGUAGAGAAAUGAAUAUUAUCACCAGAAUAUGAAGACCAUAAAAUAUGCUUCAGUUCUGUCAUGGACUCUUGUGGAGAAAAGAAUCUAUGAAAUUAUGUGAAUAGAAAACAUUUUUCAAAACAAUGGGGGAAAGAGAAAAAAGUCCAGAUACUGAUGAAGAAGGAAAUUCAGGCAAACAUUAUUAUGAAUCAUCUGAUUUUAGAACUACACCACAAUCUUCUGGCCAGUCUUCACCCACAGGUAUUAAGGGAAAACAUCAUAAAGGAUGGAUUUCAGAUAGCCAAGUACAUCACCAAGCCCCAAGGAAACCAAGCCCUAAGGGUCUACCAAACAGAAGGAGAAUCCAAGUGGGAUAUCGUUCCCAGAGCCUCAAUAGGGAGCCACCUCGGAAAGAUACUGAUCUUGUUACAAAACGGGUUCUUUCUGCAAGACAGCUAAAAAUCAAUGAGUUGCACAAUGAAGUCACUGAACUCCAGGUCAAGUUAGUUGAGCUGCUGAAAGAAAAUAAGGCUUUGAAAAGACUUCAGUACAGACAGGAGAAAGCCUUGAAUAAGUUUGAAGAUACAGAAAAUGAAAUUUCACAACUCAUUGCUCGACAUAACAAUGAGAUUACAGCACUCAAAGAACGCUUAAGAAAAUCUCAAGAGAAAGAACGGGCAACUGAGAAAAGGGUGAAAGAUACAGAAGGUGAACUAUUUAGGACAAAAUUUUCCUUACAGAAACUGAAAAAGAUCUCUGAAGCUAGACACCUACCUGAACGAGAUGAUUUAGCAAAGAAACUAGUCUCAGCAGAGUUAAAAUUAGAUGACACUGAGAGAAGAAUUAAGGAGCUAUAGAAAAACCUUGAACUGAGUACAAACAGUUUCCAACGACAGUUACUUGCUGAGAGGAAAAGGGCAUGUGAGGCUUAUGAUGAAAAUAAAGUCCUUCAAAAGGAGUUACAACAAUUAUAUCACAAAUUAAAGGAAAAGGAGAGAGAACUUGAUAUAAAAAACAUAUAUUCUAAUCAUCAGCCGAAGUCUUCAAAAAAAGAAAAAGACCUUACACCAAAAAAAAAUGCUGCAUGCCAGAGUGAUUUUACAGACCAGUGUACGAAAGGAGUGCAAACCAGUGAAGACUUUGAGCUGGGAGGAUUUCCUAUAAUGCCACAAACUGCUAUGUGUUAUGAAAACAAACAAGAAGAAACUGAACAACUUACUUUGGAUCUGAAAUCCCAAGAGAGAGAUGAGUAUGAAGAAGCAGAAAUUCUAAACCCAAUUGUGGAAAGAGAAGAAAAAUUCGUGAAAGAUCAAGGACUCCAUGUUGUAAAACAGGAGAUUAAGAAUUUGAAGAAUGAAUGGGAAAGAGAAGACCUUGAUAAAAAGCAAGAAGAAAACAUACUUUUACUGGAGAGAGAAGAAAAGCCAGAGUUGGAAACUGGAAGAUACCAAAUGGAAAUGUACCAAACUCAAAAUAUUGAUAAAUUGGAAGAAGAGGAAGAAGACAGACUGAAGAGAGAAAUGCUACUUGCUAAACUGAAUGAGAUCAAUAGAGAACUCCAGGAUUCUCGGAACCUCAAAUGCCCUCCUCUCCCAUUGCUGCCUGAUUUGGAAUCAAAACUGGGCUCCCCAGAGAAAAGCCCCAAAACAUACAUGCUCUCUGAAUCCUCAGAGAGAUUAUUUAAUGGGCAUCAAUUGCACGACAUUGGUUUUUUAACUACAAAAGAAGGUCGAAAUCAAAGAGAUAUUAGAAGCCCAGCCUCUCCAAGUGAGUUUGCAUUUGGUAGCUAUGUGCCUUCAUUUGCAAAAACAACAGGGAAGUCAAAUCCUGUUAGCCAAAAAAGUGGCCUUUUGGAUUUCCAAAGAAAUAGUAUGGAAAAACUUAGUAAAGACAAUGGAGAUUUAAUUACAAGAAAAGAGAAAAAAGCUAAUCUGAUGCAACAGCUAUUUGGUGCCAGUGGCAGCAGCACCGUUUCCUCUAAAAGCAGUGACCCAAAUUCUCUCACUGCCAGCAAAGGAGACUUUGACCCUCUAAAUUUUCUCCCUGGGGAUAAAAGCAGCAGGGGCAGAGAACAAGAUGAAGAUGAUGACUUUUUCCUCAGCGAAGGAAGAAAUUUUAAUCCAAAUAGACAUCGAUUAAAACCUGUAAACAGUAGACCAGCAGUAAAAGCAGUUGAUCCUGUGGAGGAUGAAAUUGAAGAAGUAGCACUGAGAUGA